Molecule: messenger RNA, 3607 nt
Organism: Oryzias melastigma (Indian medaka)
Lineage: Eukaryota; Metazoa; Chordata; Actinopteri; Beloniformes; Adrianichthyidae
Product: von Willebrand factor A domain-containing protein 7
Exons: 17
Coding region: 174-3191 (1005 amino acids)
Source: RefSeq, a predicted model, not a curated record
GAAGGUUGAAUGUUUUUCAUGGCUGACGGUCCUGAACGCAGUGAUGGUGAUGACAGGUUGUGGUGAACGUCACAUGAACUUUGGUUUGUUAUGCCUCUGCACUGUUUGAUCUCAAUCUGAAGAUCUAGGAGGAACCAGAAUGAACUGAGUGCUCACCGUCCCUGCAGCCCAUAAUGACUCAGGAAGGAUGGAUCAGGGCGCUAAGUGGCAAACAGGUGCUGUGGUUUAUUUUUGCCUCCCUUCCACUCCUGCCUUUACCAAGCGAGGGCUUCCUCCCCAACUUUUGGUCCCGAGUGUUGACCCUUUCCUGGGAUUCACACACACAUCAGUACAUGACGGAGCAGGCUAUCCUGACGGUGACUCUGGAGGUUCUGAGGGAUGCCACAGACCAGCACAGAGCUCUUGCAGAGGAUGAGGUCAGACUCGGCCGUGCCUUCUGGAGAGCCGUCGGGGAGGUCGUAAGCUCCAAUGCAGACACAGACUUCACAACGUCCACCCAGUCCAAUCCGGUUUACCACUUUGACUCGGAGCGCAUCAAAGACAGCAUAGCGAUGCUACGACAGUUAUGGACGCAGACCGUCCUGUCAGUGCGAGCAAAGGAAUACCAAAGCGCCCGUUACAGCUUGGGUCAGCUAUUCCAUUCCCUCCAGGAUUUUUACAGUCACAGUAAUUGGGUGGAGAUGGGUCAAAAAUCCAUCUAUCUCCACCUGAUGCAGCCAGAGGAAGCUGCCAUACCUGUCGCCCCAGAAGACAAACCUACCUGCUCGGACUGUUUCACCGCCACGUGCCGAAACAACCUCCUCCCAGCUGUGACACACACUCAGCUUCUCACCUCUGGAUAUCCGAGCAGCUCCAUCUCUAAACCUCAUGGCAAAUGCAGUCAUGGAGGAAUCCUGGACAAGAACACAGCCCUGAGAGCCAAAGGGGGGAUUAAUAAGGACAGCACCUCACCAGUUUUCUCCCCUCAUCAUUAUCUUCACAAAGAAGCUGCUGCUUUAGCUACUGAAGCCACUCAGACUGUUCUGAGAGACCUCAAGGACACUGUGGGAGAUGAAGCCCUCCUUCGGCUCUUCAGCGUGAAGCAGAAGCCUGCAUUGGUGUUUGUCCUGGACACCACCGGCAGCAUGUUUGAGGAGAUCACUGCCGCCCGUCUCAGAGCUCACUCCAUCAUCCAGAGUCGAACCAGCAGCCUCCAGCAGACCAGUACAUUUGUGCUCGUGCCCUUUCAUGACCCAGAUGUGGGACCGGUAUAUGAAGAAGAAGACCCAAAUACUUUCAUGCAGCACUUGGAGAACCUGAUAGCUCUGGGAGGAGGAGAUGAACCUGAAAUGUGCCUUUCAGCCAUUCUGCUGGCGCUGACCCACAGUCCUCCUCUGUCAGACAUCUUUGUGUUCACCGACGCCUCCCCCAAAGACGCUCAUUUGUUUGAUGCAGUGAAGGCUCUCGCCCUGAAGAAACAGAGCAAGAUUACAUUUCUCCUUACUGAAGAUCCAUACUACACACCAGGAAGAAAGAGGAGGAAGAGGAGGAGUAAGGAGCCUCUUCCUCCCGAUCGUUUUUCCCUGUACUCCUCCCUGUCCUCCCUCUCAGGAGGUCUGACCAUAUUCACCACCGACUUAGACAUCCAAGAGGUUUCUGCCAUAGUGGAGGACAACACAGCUGCUGACAAGGUGACUCUCCUCCAUGUGGAAGGUGGUCCAGAGCUGAUCUCAGAUUACUCCUUCAGAGUGGACAGCUCAGUCAAAAAGGUCAUCUUGCACAUCACUGGCACUUUGGCUGAGUGUAUCCUCACCAGCCCAUCAGACCAAAGCCAGUCUCUGCUGAGUGGGAAAGGCCCUUUGGCGGAGCUGGAGCACUCUCAGGGUCUGUAUCGCAUCAGCCUGUUGCUGCCUGUACAGUCUGGUCAUUGGAAACUCCGAGUCGUGAGUGAAGGACACGUCACUUUUAAUGUGAUCGGUGACAGCACUGUGGAUUUCCUGUAUUACUUUGCUACUUUAGCCAAUGAGACGCAUCCAGGCCUUGCUAGAGUGGAGGGAAGUCCCAUAGCAGGUGCCCCCGCCUUUCUGGUGAUGUAUGUCACAAGCCGGGAUUCAGACACGGAGGUGUCGUUCAGCCAUGUUACGCUGCUGGGGGCUAAAGGAGAGCGCCUUCAGCAGGUGAAGCUGGACAUCUCCUCCUCUUCAUCGUUCCAGGCCUGGAGGGAAGUCGUGGGGUUGGUGGAGUCGGUGCCCACGGUUCCCUUCUGUGUUCAACUUUCAGGCCGAGACAGCACAGGAAACGAGGUGGAGAGGGUUUCCACGGAGAUGGUUCACCCCACCCACGUUAAGAUACAGGUGUCAGCAGUGCCCCCUCUUGUACCAGGUCACAUCAGCACCGUGGGCUUUGAAAUCCUGAACCACGGACCAGCUCGGCUCUUUACUUUGACAGCUGAUGAUGACUGUGACUAUCUUCAGAUGAAAGGAGCUCAAAGGUUUCCUGUUGCGGAACAGGGAUUGUAUCGCAGCGAGGUCAACCUCCUCACUCCAGCCACAGCUCGAGCAGGAGCGACUGUCACGCUCACUCUCACCGUGCACGAUCUGGACUCACCUGACUCUAACUACGCUGUGGUCUACCUGACUGUUAUCCCUCCUCACCUCGACACGUCUCCCCCGUCUUGCUCCGUUGCCCGAGUCCAGUCGGACUGCCCUUCUGUCUGCACCCAGUCCAGCUGGAGUGUGUCCCUGGUGGUGUCAGAUAAUGGUCGCUCCGGCCUUGCUGCCCUGCAGCUGCAGAAGGGGGAAGGCAUUUUAACUUUGUUUCACAAUGCCCCGUUUCUGGAGGACGUCCUAGACGAGUCCGGCAACAUGAAGAAACAAACACACAAGGACAAAAAGACCAGCGAGGACCACCACCACCAUCAUCAUCAUCAUCACAGUGACCACAAAACCAGAUUAAAGACCGGUGACCCACCGUUGAACAUUUCUGCGUGGGCACACACGGCGUCUCAGCCGCUGUGGGUGGACUACACAUCCAGCUGCUGCUCGGCUCAGGCGGAGGUUCUGGUGUGGGACAGAGCCGGAAACACGAAGCGCUGUCGUCUGACGUCUGUGGAGCAAAGGAGCUCAGACAGGAGCUCAGACACCAGCGGAACUGCAGCAGCAGAGUUUACAAACAUCGUUGUUUCCAGCCUCCUGUGGUUUCUGUUGGUCUGAAUCAGGUUUCAGUGCCUUGAUGUCAUGACUGCUGCAGUUACUUAUUUAAUCAGAAAACGUCCUGUUUUAGGGGAAAUGGAUGAAGUGAAAAUAGACUCACCCCCACGUCUGCAUGCGUAAUUUGGAUUUGUGCGUAAUUCUUGAUUUGUAUGUAAUCCUUGAAUUGUGUGUGAUGCUUGAUUUGUCAGUUGCUUUGGAUUUGUGUGUGCAUAGUUCUGAUUUGUGCAAAGCGCUUGGAUUGUGCUUAACUCUUGAUUUGUGCGUAACUUUGGAUUUGUGUGUAAUUCUAAUUUGUGGGUAGCUUUGGAUUUGUGCGUAUUUCUUGAUUUGUGCGUAACACUUGAAUUGUGAGUAAUGCUUAAUUUGUGCAUUGAUUUGGAUUUGUGUGUAGGUUUGGAUUUUUUGUGUGUAAUUAU